AGAGAGUAUAUGAGGAGCUUCCAAUCUCUGAUGCUCGAAGUGGGUAGUAUAAGUGAGGAAGAAAAGCUUUACAACUUUAUGCUGGAUUGCAGUUGUAGGUUCAGAACGAACUUAGGAGGGAGAAAGUAAAUAACCUCGCUUCAGCUAUCACGGUAGCAGAGAGUUUAAUGGACUUCAAAGGAAGUUCAGAUGGGGCAGAAAAGAACAAAACCUCUAAGGGCAAGAAGAAGUUCAGUGGGAAGAACGAUCAUGAAGCAUCAACACCCAAAGCAAAUGUUGACAACAAGGGCAAAGGCAAAGCGCUGGAUCCGGGGUGUUUCAUUUGCGGCGGUCCCCAAGUCCGAAGAGAGAGAAACUCAAUGCCUUGAUUGCUGAAGAAGACCAAGCGCCGGUUGAAGAAACCACUUCGAGGGUCUCAACUCUUGAAUUCCAUUAGACAAGAGAGUCGAUCAGAUACUAGGCUAAUGUUCGAAAA
Messenger RNA from Rubroshorea leprosula, 475 nucleotides. The record is from the annotation of a GenBank genome assembly. Lineage: Eukaryota; Viridiplantae; Streptophyta; Magnoliopsida; Malvales; Dipterocarpaceae.